UCCUGCAGUACCCAACAUUAGGUUCAAUGAUGUGAAAAGAACAGACUUUUUUUUUUCUUUUUGGAAGAAAUUCUUACUUCGGUUUUGAUGAGAACUUGAUUGAAGAGAAAAUGGGUUGUGUUUUGAAGUGUGUUUUCAUGAUUGUUGUCUUCAUUUCGAUGCCUUUUUCAUUGGAGAAAUCUCACAUUUCGAUUGCUAACUCACUGUUGGAUGCAACUGAGAGCUUUAGUGUUAAAGAGCUAGAGAGAGUUUCAGGGGAAGAUGAGAAUGGCGGCAAUGAGCCUUUCAUUUUGGACAGAGUCAGAGCUCUACUUGGACUUAAUAGCUUACAAUUGGGAAAUCAAAGCCCAUCAGAUCUUUCGCCUUCGCCAUCUCCGUCGCCCUCGCCAUCUCCAUUCACCAUUUCUCCUUCUCCUGCUCCAAUGGCAGCUCAUCGAGUGCACAUUCACGAGCAUUCUCAUCCUCAUCAGCUGCGCUUGCACAAGAGCCGACCAAAAUACAAACCGAAAAGAAAAGAUCCAAGAGAAGGAAGGGUCAGAAAAAUUCUUGUUGCAGUUCUUGUGUCUGUAGGAGUCGCCAUUUUGUUGUGCUCUAUUAUUGCCUUUUGGGUCUGCAAGAAGUUCAAAAGUCAGAGAGAGGAAUCCAUGGAGAAGCUUUCUGUUAAGAGUGAAAAAGAAGAUAAGACAGCAAGACCAAAAUCUAGCCUUGAUCUGUUCGAUCUUGGUAGACUAGGUAUGGAUGUUGAAGAACAGACUCAUACUUCUGAAAGUGAAAAGGAGUUAUCUGUUCAUAAAGAGGGGGGAAGGAGUGAAGAGAUGUUGGAUUCAGAAUUUGAUAAUGUAAGUGUUUCUUCAACCAAGGAAAUGAUGUAUGUUCAUGAGGAAGAUGAUAGUAAAUCAAUACAAUUUGUAUCUGAGGGAACUCAUUCCUCAUCUGGGGAUAAGGUUACUCCUGUUCAAUGUUGUUCAUCUGAUGAUGAGGAAUCAUUCCAUUCUUGUGGUGAUUCCAAUUUGUCAAAUCGUCGCCUUUCAAAUGCUUCGGAAAUUUCUUCUGCUAAUGUGAUAACAAAUUCUACUUGUUCAGUACCAACUGUCACCUUAGCAAGUAAAUUGGAAACACAAUGUGAUGAAUCUAACAAGUUAUUAACUUCUGACCAGUCUCAUCUUGCCCUUUUUCCUUGUAAUUCAGAACCCAAAAUGCAGAUGGUUCCCCAUUCUGUUGGUUUCCAAAAGAAUGCCAAUGUCCCAUCUUUAUCUCCACCUCCACCACCGCCACCGCCGCCUCCUCCUGCAGUCAUGGAUCGCUGUUCGUUUUCCCUUUCUUCACCCUUUUCAACUGGAUCUACUUCUUCUGCAUUGUUAAGAUCCUCAUCUCCGGCAUUGUCAGAUUCUUCUUCCGUAUCUCCUAUACCAUGGAAUGAUCUGCCAUCACCUCAAACCACUACUAAACCUUCAUUACCAUCAUCUGCUAUUCCGCCACCCCCUUCUCCACCACCAAUUUUGAAAACAAGCCCUUACUCUUUCAAAACUCCUCCUCCUCCUCCUUCCAAGCUCCCUCAAUUCAUGUCAUUUGGAAAAGAGGCAAAUUUAAGGCCAAAACUUAAGCCUCUCCAUUGGGACAAAGUAAGAGCUGCACCUGAUCAAUCAAUGGUGUGGGACAAGCUAAGAUGGAGUUCAUUUGAGCUAGAUGAAGAAAUGAUUGAGUCAUUAUUUGGUUACAACCAACAUGAUUCAAUGAAGAAUGGUGAUGCUAGCAACAAAAGUCCUUCUCCAAGCAAGCAUAUUCUAGAGGCAAAGAGACUUCAGAACCUAACCAUUCUCUUAAAAGCCUUAAAUCUCUCCACAGAACAAGUUUGUGAAGCCAUAGAACAAGGGAAUGGGCUGCGUUUGAGACAACUUGAAGCACUGGUGAAGAUGGUACCAACACAAGAAGAAGAAGCCAAAUUGUUAAGCUAUGAAGGAGACAUUGGUGAAUUGGGUUGUACAGAGAAGUUUGUCAUAGCAAUUCUGAGAAUACCAUUUGCCUUCCAAAGAGUAGAAGCCAUGCUUUACAGAGAAACUUUUGAAGAUGAAGUGAAUCAUCUCAGGAACUCAUUUUCCAUACUAGAGGAGGCCUGCAAGGAAUUAAGAUCCAGCAGACUCUUCCUAAAACUCCUAGAAGCCGUGUUAAAAACAGGAAACCGAAUGAACGUCGGAACAAGCAGAGGAGGCGCACGAGCAUUCAAACUCGACGCGCUCCUAAAACUCUCCGACGUCAAAGGCACAGACGGCAAAACAUCCCUACUCCACUUCGUAGUACAAGAAAUGAUCCGGUCAGAAGGGAUCAGAGUAUCAGGCAGCAUAAUGGGGAAAAUCAACCAAAAAAACAAACCAAGAACAGUUGAAGAACGAGAAAACGAUUACCGGAGAAUGGGAUUGGAUUUGGUGUCGGGGUUGAGCACGGAACUGCAGAACGUGAAACGAGCGGCAACGAUCGACCUGAAAGUAGUGGGAAGUUCGAGGGGGAAUUUGAAUGAAGGAAUGAGGAAAAUGGAGGAAUUGGUGGGGAAGGAGUUGAGAGGGAACUUUGGGGAAAGCAUGAAAGGGUUUGUGGGGUAUGUGAAGAAGAGGAUGGAGGAAGUGAAGAAGGAUGAGGAAAGAGUAUUGGGGAAUGUGAGAGAGAUUACAGAGUAUUUCCAUGGAAAUGUGAGCAAAGAAGAGACGAAUCCGUUGAGGAUUUUUGUGAUCGUUAGAGAUUUUCUUGGAAUGUUAGAUAAUGUUUGCAAGAGCUUCAAGAUUGGUUGUUGAUUGAAACAAUCUUCCCGCCCAAUUCAAAUUUUUAAUUUUUUCUUUUUUUUUUUGUAAAUUGAUAACUUCGUUUUUAUUCAUUUAUUAUUAUUUUCAAAUUUGAGGUAUGGUUGAAGAUAUUUAGUUAUGUUUCGGUUGUGGGUGAGUAAAAUGUAACAUGUAACUAAAAUUACUUAACAUUGUGUUUAAUAAAGUUUCUUGAACCACUUUAACA
Molecule: messenger RNA, 3000 nt
Organism: Cucumis sativus (cucumber)
Lineage: Eukaryota; Viridiplantae; Streptophyta; Magnoliopsida; Cucurbitales; Cucurbitaceae
Product: formin-like protein 11
Exons: 4
Coding region: 111-2786 (891 amino acids)
Biological process (GO): actin nucleation; actin cytoskeleton organization
Molecular function (GO): actin filament binding
Source: RefSeq, a predicted model, not a curated record